Messenger RNA from Theileria orientalis strain Shintoku, 255 nucleotides. RefSeq lists its product as hypothetical. The coding region runs from base 1 to 255 and encodes 84 amino acids. The transcript is spliced from 4 exons. The record is from RefSeq and is a predicted model, not a curated record. Lineage: Eukaryota; Apicomplexa; Aconoidasida; Piroplasmida; Theileriidae.
AUGUCUACAAAACAGCCUGGUGCAUCCACUAUGAUUGGUGGACAACGUGUCGCCCAAAGGAAGAAGACUCACUCAGAAUCUACAGGGACCAAGUCCAACCUUCCACGUAACUCAGGGUUUCAAAAGUACUAUGGAUUAACCACAACCGGUCUGGAAAUGGGACAGCAGUCUGUUCUUCUUUUAGCCCUUAUAUACAUGGGUCUCGUGGUACUUUUUCAUAUCGUAUCAAGGCUAAAUUUCGGAGGGAAAUCUUAG